AACAUCAGCUUACUUUUAUUUAAUACUUUCCAAUCUCACGUAGUAUUUUUAACACAAUAUUUAUACAUAUAAGUAUUUAUCUCUAUUUACACAAUAUUUUCCAAAUUGUCAACUAAUGUUUUACCUCUAACUAAGUGCAUUUAAUACUCCGCAAAAGUGCAUUUAACAAUUUCAAAUUUCAAUAGCUGACAAUGGCAAGCGCUUUAAGCAUUCUGCUGACUAUUGUAUUGCAUUUGCUCGGAGGCACUUCGAUAUUUGUGCAUCAGAUGGGCGAGAUCUGCACAGAAGCACCUUUGCUGGCCAGUCUCUUGGUUUACCUCUCGCUGAUGAGUAUUUUCUACGACAUUCAAUUGAUACCGCCUCACUGGAGUCAUAUGCCAGGAUUCCUCAAGCUGCUCAUCGAGUUCUGUCUGAUUGUGCUGCUGACCGAAGUUGGAAUGGUGUUGCUUUGGGGAAAUGUGGAACUAUUCACAGAAGAUCUGCUGAAGAGCGUGUGCAAAAGUGAGUCUGCAGUACGCAUAUAUCUGGCUGUUUUGCUCACAUUUCUGAGUGGAAGCAUUUUUUUAUUAGUAUCUUUCAAGACGAAUAGCUCGAAGAAACUCAAAGAACUCUUUGAACAAGUUUCAUUAAAAUUGAAUGCAAUAAAGCAGCCAACAACAGAGAAACAAAAAUUCCCAGAAAUUCCAACAAACUAUAAUUAAAUAUAAUAAAUAAAUAUAGUCUGCAAUAUACAUUUUAACGUU
This is a messenger RNA of Drosophila sulfurigaster albostrigata, 743 nucleotides long. RefSeq lists its product as uncharacterized. The transcript has a single exon. The record is from RefSeq and is a predicted model, not a curated record. Bases 192 to 701 code for a protein of 169 amino acids. Lineage: Eukaryota; Metazoa; Arthropoda; Insecta; Diptera; Drosophilidae.